Messenger RNA from Vicugna pacos (alpaca), 2104 nucleotides. It is a transcript of the gene FEN1, whose product is annotated as flap structure-specific endonuclease 1. Lineage: Eukaryota; Metazoa; Chordata; Mammalia; Artiodactyla; Camelidae. Gene Ontology annotation, cellular component: nucleus. The record is from RefSeq and is a predicted model, not a curated record. Gene Ontology annotation, molecular function: RNA-DNA hybrid ribonuclease activity; 5'-3' exonuclease activity; manganese ion binding.
AGGCUGUGCGCCGCGGCAGGUCACGUGACACGAGCGCGGGCUUUGGAAGGCGGCGGAGCGAGAGCCUACCGGCUGCUAGUGGUGAGCGAACAGCGGGACUGAGAAGGGAGUCGGCCUGAGGUCUGUCCUGGGUCUCGCGGGAGCAAGCGUUAGCUAACGAGGCCUAGCGCUCCAGAGGCCAGCCAUCCCUUUUCUGUGUUGCUAUGGGGAUUCAAGGACUGGCCAAACUGAUUGCUGAUGUGGCCCCUGGUGCCAUCCGGGAGAAUGACAUCAAGAGCUACUUUGGCCGCAAGGUGGCCAUUGAUGCCUCCAUGAGCAUUUAUCAGUUCCUGAUUGCUGUUCGCCAGGGUGGGGAUGUGUUGCAGAAUGAGGAGGGUGAGACCACCAGUCACCUGAUGGGCAUGUUCUACCGCACCAUCCGCAUGAUGGAGAACGGCAUCAAGCCUGUGUAUGUCUUUGAUGGCAAGCCGCCACAGCUCAAGUCAGGUGAGCUGGCCAAACGCAGCGAGCGGCGGGCUGAGGCGGAGAAGCAGCUGCAGCAGGCCCAGGCUGCCGGCGCCGAGGAGGAGGUGGAGAAGUUUACCAAGCGGCUGGUGAAGGUCACCAAGCAACACAACGAUGAGUGCAAGCAUCUCCUGAGCCUCAUGGGCAUCCCGUACCUCGACGCGCCCAGUGAGGCAGAAGCUAGCUGUGCGGCCCUGGUGAAGGCUGGCAAAGUCUACGCCGCAGCCACAGAGGACAUGGAUUGCCUGACCUUUGGCAGCCCUGUGCUCAUGCGGCACCUGACUGCCAGCGAGGCCAAGAAGCUGCCCAUCCAGGAAUUCCACCUUAGCCGAAUUCUGCAGGAGCUGGGCCUGAAUCAGGAGCAGUUUGUGGAUCUGUGCAUCCUGCUGGGCAGUGACUACUGUGAGAGCAUUCGGGGCAUUGGGCCCAAGCGGGCAGUGGACCUCAUCCAGAAGCACAAGAGCAUUGAGGAGAUCGUGCGUCGGCUCGACCCCAACAAGUACCCUGUGCCAGAGAACUGGCUCCACAAAGAGGCCCAGCAGCUCUUCCUUGAGCCUGAGGUGCUGGACCCAGAGUCUGUGGAGCUGAAGUGGAGCGAGCCAAAUGAAGAAGAGCUUGUCAAGUUCAUGUGUGGUGAAAAGCAGUUCUCCGAGGACAGAAUCCGCAGUGGAGUCAGGCGGCUGAGCAAGAGCCGCCAGGGCAGCACCCAGGGCCGCCUGGAUGAUUUCUUCAAGGUGACCGGCUCUCUCUCUUCAGCUAAGCGCAAGGAGCCAGAACCCAAAGGAUCCGCUAAAAAGAAGGCCAAGACUGGGGCAGCAGGGAAGUUCAAAAGGGGGAAAUAAACAGGUUUCCCUUCAUUAUACCUCCUUGACCCCAGGAUAUCUGCCUUGCUGUACCCGCAAGAACUCGCUCUAGAGGAACCUCCGUGCAGUUGGGGGGCGCAGAUUGCUUCCCAGGCACCACCCUUCUCAGUAGUGCUUUUCCCUUUGUUACUUGACCUCAUGGCAGGAAGGCCAAAGGUACUUUGUUUUUUCUUUUCUUUUCUUUUUUUUGUUUUGUUUUUUUGUUUUUAGCUCAGGAAAGUAUGUCAGGCUCAAACCGCCUCUCAGGCAAUUUAAUGGACACUGAAUCCAUUGUUACAUGAAAGCCUUAGCAGCAAAUUUUGAAGAAGGGAAAAGGAGAUAAAAGGUGGAGACAAAAGACUGGAAAUGAUUUUCUGCCUGGCCGGCUGGUGGGCAAUAACCAUGGAACCAGACUGGCUUCUCUGGCUCAGCCUUGACCCACCCUGAGGGACAGCUGUCAGGAAGACUAAGCCUUAAACAGAUGGGAAGAGCUACAGAGAAUUCAGACAGGCAGGCAGUUUGAGUCCCUGGAGAUGGCAACAAGGGUUUGAUUACCAGCUGUGUGUCCUGGGGUGGACAGAAACUUGAACUUGCUACAUAACUCCAGUCUUUGUAGUGGUUAUUCAGAGGCAUGAGGUGGUGGCAUUCCUCUCAUGGCCUCUCUGGUAAUUAAGUUGAAACUUUGGGAUAAGAUGCUGUUUUCACGUGCAGUUUUUGUUUUAAAGGUAUGAGGAUAAAAGAGUCAAUAAAAUUAUAGA